AUGGCUGGUUACCUGCGGGUCGUACGCUCGCUCUGCAGAGCCUCUGGCUCCGGGUCGGCCUGGGCGCCAGCAGCCUUGACAGCCCCCAACUUGCAAGAGCAGCCGCGGCGCCACUAUGCCGACAAGAGGAUCAAGGUGGCGAAGCCAGUGGUGGAGAUGGAUGGCGAUGAGAUGACCCGUAUUAUCUGGCAGUUCAUCAAGGAGAAGCUCAUCCUGCCCCACGUGGACGUCCAGCUCAAGUAUUUCGACCUGGGGCUCCCGAACCGUGACCAGACCAAUGAUCAGGUCACCAUCGACUCCGCGUUGGCCACCCAGAAGUACAGUGUGGCUGUGAAGUGUGCCACCAUCACCCCCGAUGAGGCCCGUGUGGAAGAGUUCAAGCUGAAGAAGAUGUGGAAGAGCCCCAAUGGAACCAUCCGGAACAUCCUCGGGGGAACUGUCUUCCGGGAGCCCAUCAUCUGUAAGAACAUCCCGCGUCUCGUCCCUGGCUGGACCAAGCCCAUCACCAUUGGCAGGCAUGCCCACGGCGACCAGUACAAGGCCACAGACUUUGUGGUUGACCGGGCUGGCACAUUCAAGGUGGUCUUCACCCCGAAGGAUGGCAGCGGCCCUAAGGAAUGGGAGGUGUACAACUUUCCUGCUGGUGGCGUGGGCAUGGGCAUGUACAACACGGAUGAGUCCAUCUCAGGUUUUGCACACAGCUGCUUCCAGUAUGCCAUCCAGAAGAAGUGGCCGCUCUACAUGAGCACGAAGAACACCAUCCUAAAAGCCUACGACGGGCGCUUCAAGGACAUCUUUCAGGCCAUCUUUGAGAAGCACUACAAGACUGAGUUCGACAAACAUAAGAUCUGGUAUGAGCACCGGCUCAUUGAUGACAUGGUGGCUCAGGUCCUCAAGUCUUCGGGCGGCUUUGUGUGGGCCUGCAAGAACUAUGACGGAGACGUGCAGUCGGACAUCCUGGCCCAGGGCUUUGGCUCCCUUGGUCUGAUGACAUCUGUGCUGGUCUGCCCAGAUGGGAAGACCAUUGAGGCUGAGGCUGCUCAUGGCACAGUCACCCGCCACUAUCGGGAGCACCAGAAGGGCCGGCCAACUAGCACCAACCCCAUCGCCAGCAUCUUUGCUUGGACGCGUGGCCUGGAACACCGGGGCAAGUUGGACGGGAACCAGGACCUCAUCAAGUUCGCCCAGACCCUGGAGAAGGUGUGUGUCGAGACGGUGGAGAGUGGAGCCAUGACCAAGGACCUGGCAGGCUGCAUCCACGGCCUCAGCAAUGUGAAGCUGAACGAGCACUUCCUGAACACCUCGGACUUCCUGGACACCAUCAAGAGCAACCUGGACAAAGCUCUGGGCCAGCAGUAG
Messenger RNA from Rangifer tarandus platyrhynchus (Svalbard reindeer), 1359 nucleotides. The record is from the annotation of a GenBank genome assembly. NCBI's taxonomy places the organism in Eukaryota, Metazoa, Chordata, Mammalia, Artiodactyla, Cervidae.